Messenger RNA from Cladocopium goreaui, 3969 nucleotides. NCBI's taxonomy places the organism in Eukaryota, Dinophyceae, Suessiales, Symbiodiniaceae. The record is from the annotation of a GenBank genome assembly.
AUGCCUCAAUCGGCCUUUCCCCCGGCAUUCCCAUCGCCGUUAGCUCAGCAGCAAGCAAUGGCAGCUCGUCGUGCUGCUGAUCAGGUUCAGCCAGAUGAUUCAGCGAGUGGAGUGUCCAUGGGCUCUUGGAGUGCAGCGCCAGGUGAUCGACAGACACCACUGCCCAAGGCUCGCCCACCAGCUCCACCCACUACUGUUCCUGAAGGUGGCGAAGGACCAUCGGUUUGGGAUCAGCCAAGUGACGAUGACGUUCCCCCUGUUGAUGGGUCCUACUUUGGGCAGCCUGUUCAGCAACCAGGUCAAGCUGCCAGCAGCGGUUAUGUGCCCACUGGGGCUGGCUCUGCGCCUGCCACUCAGGCAGCCAAGAAUCUGCUCGGUGACCAGCUCCAGCAAAAUACCAAGCUGGCCAAGCAGAAAGAGAGGGCCAAAGCUCGUGGCCACAAGCGCGUCCGUUGGGGGCAAAUGCCUGUGUCUGGGGCGCUCAAUCCUCAGAAUUUCCAGCUGCCACCGUUUAUUCAGCAGCUCGGUUCAGGACAAGGUGAAAGAUCAAUCCUCAUUGUGGACAACCGUGAUGGUAGGAUCACUAGUCCCUUCCAGGGUUGGUUGCUCGACGAGAUCUUGCUGAACGCGCAAUCCAGGAUCAACAUCCUCUCGGAUCGCCAGUUGCUGCGAUCGCCAAGUGUGGGCUACCACAUGAACCUGUUCUAUGUGCGAGCUAUGGAUGGCUACAAGCUCAUCGUGGUGGGCUCGAUGACCAGCUAUGAGAGUGUCCCAUGUGCUAAUUGGGACGCUGAGACUGGUGAGGUCAUGUCGCAUUCAGCCUUCCAGCCUUUUCGCUGGCCGCUCAUGAGGAAUGACUCGUCGAUUUGGGUCGACGUCAAGCUGAAGAUCGAGGGCCAGUUGCUCUUGCACUUGGAGCUCCGUGGUUACAGAUCGGUGCAGGACAUGUCGGUGCAGCUCAACUACAUCAAUGACGGGCUCGUCACCUCCCUCAAGGAGAUCCUGUUCGUGCCUGCGGUCGUCGUGACGGUCUUCUCUGGAUGGAGAGUUGUGGCGGUCAGUUUUGAGGUGGGUGGUCGGAUCUAUGUGUGCUCUGACAAGGGCGUAGUGGUAGCUCUCGACUACCCCCUCUGCCAUUUCGAGAUUCGCAUGACAGCUUUGUCAUCUGUGGACGCGAUCGGGAUGGAUGCAGACCGUCUUGAGUUCAGGUUCAGAUCAGCUGGAGAUCAGCUGGACGUGGCAUGCUCACAGCUCAACGUGCCAACGACAUGGCUCACGCUCUCUCGAGUGUCGGGGCCGAUGCUUAUCCAGAAUGCUCGUUGGUGCCGUGAGAGGAAUGCUCGUGUAGAAGGACCGGACCAAACAAUGCAGAUGUCCCAGCUCGCGGGCAUUCACGCCCACUGGACUGCUGCCACAGAGGCCACAUCAGUGGCUGACACAGGUCCAAGGGUGGGGGCAGUGGCGGUCGACAGUCACCACAGCAACCUCCACCUGACCUGUGAGUCGCCAUUGUUCCAGGCCGAGAAGGCGAUCGUACCGCCCGAGGCCAUUGCUCUUCAGUGCCAUGACCCGGACCAGGAGAAACAGGCCAUCAUUGUUCCACCAGUUCUGGGUGGGCCGGCUGCUGUGGAGUUCAAAGAUGCCCCAGGGGCCUUGAAAGCUCUGGUGGGGCCAGCUGCAGCUCCAGUGCAAGCCGCGCCUUUGGUGGAGACCGUGAUCUCGGUCACAGAAGCAGGGCAAGCUCCACGACCUGCAGCUCCAGGUGAAAUGACUGUUCAUGUGCAACGUCGUUCAUUGGAGUCCAGGUUGAGCGAGUCGUUGGCAGAAGCCGCAGUGACUCCUCAGAACUUUGUGGAGCAGGUUCGGCGAGCGGCUCAGGGCUGUGCGCCUGGAGGCUCAACCACCUCUGUGCCGCGCUCUUUUGGCCCAGAGCCAGUGAUCGAAGCGCUCACCUCAGAAGGGUUGCGGGAUCUCAGAUCGAGCAUGAGUCGGAGCGACAGAGUCGUGAAAACGGUGAUCACCUCAGGGGCAGGGCUGUGGGAUCUCAGCACUGGAUUGAGUGAGAGCGACAGACCAGGUCUUUUCUGGUCAGUCAUCUCUUCGAUCAUGGCUCAGAGUGGCAACAGAUGGGCGUGCAAGAUCCUCUCACUUCCGAUUUUUGAUGAUGCCUUUGCCAAGGCUGUGCAGGGCUCUCCAUUUGCCAACCUGGCGUUCGUAGCCGCUAUGGAGGUUACGUCGGCUCACGAAUUUGUGGCCAAGGUCACGGAGUGGGCCCCCCACUUGGAUGAGGGCAUUAGAGGUGAUUUGCUGGGCUCGUCUUUUAUGCUAGAGCAUUUUUGGUCUUUGGCAUGCUCAGUGGAACGAGCGUUUUUCGAGUCAACUGCAAAUCAGCUAGGGUUUGGGUUGUGCGAGGUACCAGAUGUGCCCAUCAGCUCGGAAUCGGCUAAAGCUCGUCGGGCGGGGGCAAUCAAGGCUCUAUCUGGGCGACCUCUCAACCCCCCUAGGAAGUUGCUCAAGACUAGCUCUGAGUCAGCGUCAGCCACUCCGUUGCUCGAUCAGGAGAAUGCGGCGAGGUGGAAGUGGGCAGCUCGGCUGGAGGAGAUCGGCAAGAAAGCUGGCACCUUCUCUAAGUUGCUGCUCGACACAGCCAAUGAGUCGGGGCUCUCCCAUGCUGAAGUGGCUCGUUUGCGCCAGUUGGUGUUAUCGUCUGGUGCUCCUAGGACGAUGGCGACUCAUGUCACCAACUGGGAGCGGUUCGCAGACUGGGCAACGGCAAAGGGCAUUGAAGUUUUUCCUUUAACCUCCAAUAAGCUCAUUCAGUAUGCUCUUCAUUUAGAUAGUCUUGAAUGUGGCCCUUCUGUUAUCCCUACUUUUAGAACUUCGGUCAAGUGGGUAACCUCUAAGUUGGCCAUUGAUUGCCCUGACAUUGAUCAUCAAGGGCUCUUGGCGCUCCAAGCAGAGGUCAUCGGGAAGCGAGCUCGCACCCUGAAGGAGGCGGUUCCUAUACCCACCCCGGUGGUGCGGGCACUGGAGCUCUUCGUGGUUGAUGAAGGGGAGCCCGAGGCUAUCAGGCUCUUUACAUGGUGGUGGCUCUGUAUGGUCUUCGCAUCACUUCGUUUUGACGAUGCGAUGCAUGUUCGCCCAGAUGAGCUCAUCUUGAACGAGGAAGGGCUCUUUGGCGUUGCAUGGCAGACCAAGGUGGAGCGCAAGAGACGGGGCACCAAGUUCGUAGUCCCCCAUGUAGGUUUUUCUGGGUCAGAUUGGCUUCGUUCUGGAUGGGAGCUCUUACAAAGUGAACACUCUGGUUUAGCUCGCGAUUUCUGGAUGAGGGAUCUGAACUCUAGAGAUGCGUUCAGGGAUGCACCGGCGACUUAUCAACGCUCUGUGCAAUGGCUCCGCUUCAUUGGAAGGUUUGCUCUCAACCACUAUCAUACUGGCCAGGAGGAAGAGUUCAAGGAGUUGGCAAGCGUGGUCAACAGUUUGACGGCGCACUCAGCUCGAGUGACAAUGCUCGAUGCAGCAGUGCAUGCAGGGCGUAGCACAGAGGAGAUCGGCCUGCAGGCCAAUUGGAAGAACCCAGGACCGCUCGUCCUCAAGUAUACCCGCAACCGCUCAGCUAUUCCAGCCAAGAUGGUCCAGCAGUUGGUCAAAGACAUGCUCGUGCAGGAGCACCCAGUCGAAGAGUCAGAAGACGUGGAGCUGGAUUCGGAGGAUCCGUCCGCCUUUGACCAGAUCCAGUUCUUUGUGAAGGCCAACGGUUCGGCCACCUAUGACUAUCGAUACCACUGCACGGCACCUGACAACGAGGAGGCCAUUGCUUGCGGGCGCAUCUUGAAGGAUGACUGCACCCAUGUAGGGUCGUGUUUGCCCGAUGCAUCCGUGCUGUGCAAGCAUUGCUCGCGCGCUCGUCCAGAAGUGCUCGAGGCAUAUCACCGCAGCCAACGUGCUCGGCCCCUUGGUUGCAGGUAA